This is a messenger RNA of Fonsecaea multimorphosa CBS 102226, 987 nucleotides long. RefSeq lists its product as uncharacterized. Gene Ontology annotation, molecular function: oxidoreductase activity. The record is from RefSeq and is a predicted model, not a curated record. NCBI's taxonomy places the organism in Eukaryota, Fungi, Ascomycota, Eurotiomycetes, Chaetothyriales, Herpotrichiellaceae. Bases 1 to 987 code for a protein of 328 amino acids. The transcript has a single exon.
AUGUUGGUCCAGAGGUCCCUCAAGUUUAAGCCACUUCAUGCUACAUUUGCCGCUGAAGUGGAGGGCGUUGAAUUUUCAAAGCCCAUAUCGGAUUCUGUGAUUGCAGAAAUUCAGGAUGGCAUUGACAAAUAUGGCGUUCUCGUCUUCCGGAACGCAAACAUGGAUAACGACACUCACGUUUCUUUCACACGGCGGUUCGGCGAGCUGGAUUCAAUGCCCUUUAUUCGUCGCCGAGGUCGAUUCCCUGAUCAGCCGCACAUUUUCGACGUUUCCAACCUGGAUGACUCUGGAGAAAUCGUCAAGACCACCGACCGAGUUACCUCAAUGUUGAAGAAGGGCAACGAGCUAUGGCAUGCCGAUAUGCAGUAUCAUCCACGAAGGGACAAAUAUUCACUCCUCCGAGCAGUAGAGAUCCCACCCAAGGGUUCGGGUGGUGAGACUGAGUUUGCAGACUCCCGGACAGCCUAUGAAGAUCUCAGCCAAGAAUGGAAGAACAAACUUGAGAACUUGGUAUGUGAUUGUUCUCUGAUUCAUAAUCGUCGAAUGGCGGCACCGGAUCUGUAUAAAGAUGUGGAUCCAUACGACUGGUCUAUCUCCCAUUUCAAGGCAGUCUAUCCGCACGAGGGGAGCGGACGGAAAAAUCUGUAUGUUACCAGUUACGUUUAUAGGUUCCAAGGUUAUUCGAUUGAAGAAAGCCAGGAGAUGAGAGAGGAACUGAUCGCACACGGUACCCGGCCAAAAUACGUGUACAAGGUUGCUUGGGAGCAGCCUGGAGAUGCAGUCAUGUGGGACAACACAGCAGUCUGGCAUCGGGCACUAGAUGCAUCAGAGUAUAUAUUCAAGUAUCGAAGAGACAUGCGGCGGACCAACACAUACGACAAUGGGCCGUAUGCAUGGGGGGAGAACGAGGUCGGGAAGGACUGGAAGGUGCAACUCCCAAAGGAUCCUUUGGCACAUGAGAGUCAGCUCAAUCGAUUAGUUGGGUAG